CGAAGGUGAACCAUGUCCCGCUUGAUUCCGGUUGCAGUGUGUCUCCCUUAUCUUGUCAUGAGACUCAUAAAAUACCUCCACUACUCCCGAGUCUCUUUUUUUUCCAUUUCUUUUUUAUCGGGGACUGGAGUCGUAAAUUCAAUGCCAGCCGAGUCCCUGGCCUUGUGCGGGAUCCGCGGUGGUUGUGCGAGGUCGCGAUGAAGGUUUGUGUGAGCAGACAUGUGAUGACGGUCUUGUUCCUCCUCGGGCAAGUCUUCCUGCAAGCCUUCGCCCAGGCGGCACCUCGUCCUAGCCAAGGAAGUUGCCAUACUCAGAAGAUUGCGGAUGGGACGAAACUCCUGUGCCAAAACGCGACGCAAUUGCCGAAGCCCCUGCCGGAGGGCAUCACCAUCAUCCACAUCAUGAAUUCGCGACUGAGUCGCCUCGAGGCGGAAGACUUAGACUCAACCACAGUAGAGACGGUGAAAUUUGAGGAGAACGUGAUCGAAGAGCUAGACGAGGGAGCGUUUCGACUCCUCCCCAAGCUAACGUUCCUUCAUCUCUCUAAGAACGUGAUUCAAGGCAAUGUCACGUGGUGCAACUUCCUCAACCUCAACAACCUUACUAAUCUUCACAUGGAGGACAACCAGCUCGGUAUCGAUUCCUUUUUCACCUUACUGGAACUCGAGAACGGAACGAGUGGUGUGCAGAACUCGGGUGAUUUCUGUCGGUGUCGCGUUAAUACCAUUAUAAAUGUUUCAUCUCCUCAUUCCCCCUGUGAGCAACUUGAGAUCCUGCCAAAUUUGAAGGUCUUGAGAUUGAGUGGCAACCCAAUAAAGAUCCUGCCUGGCGACAUAUUUCUGCCGCUUCGACGAAGUCCGCUUCUGAAUCUAUUCCUGGAAAAUUGUCAGCUGCGAUAUAUUGAUAAAGAUACCUUUGCCCCGCUGAAAAGUCUACAAAAAUUAUCCCUGAAGAACAACGUAUAUCUUAAGAUGGAGUACUUGGCCCGAACAAUGGCCACCAUCAGCUCCAAGUCCAACUUAUCCCUGGAUUUGUCUCUAAAUGAACUUAAAGAGGUGCCGAAGGACGUGUUGACUCCCCUCAAAGCCACUUUGAUGCAACUUUAUCUGAGCGGCAGCAACCUAGAAAAUAUCAGUAGCUUCUCCUUCCCUCACCUACCAGUCUUGGAUGUCCUCGACCUCUCAAUGAGUCGAAUCAGAACCAUCGAAACUGGUGCUUUCAACCGACUUCCCAGUCUCCGUGUCCUCGACCUCUCCGGUAACGUACUCACGCAGGUGCCAACAGCGACGAUGCUGCCGACCUUGAUCAUCCUGACCCUGAACAAUAAUCCGUAUUACGACUCCGCGGAAUCGAUGGAACGCACCGAUGACGACGGCUUGAUCAUUCCACCUUUCGAGGACAUGGAUCAACUUCUCACCCUCUCUCUCUCUGGCAGCACCGUCAAGACUCAGAGCAUCACCAGAGCUACAUUCACUGGCCUGAAGAACCUGAAGAGACUAGACAUCAACAACUGCAAAUUGAAAUCGAUCGAGUCCUUAACAUUCUCAGCCCUGGAGUCCCUGGAACACCUAGACCUAUCCGGAAAUGAGAUAAAUAUAGAUAAUGACGAGAUUUUAUCGGGUCUCACUUCCCUCAUUUCCAUCUUCCUUCACGGCAACGAGAUCACAUUUCGAGGCGCCACGUCACCCUUCAAGGACUUGAAAAAUCUUAAAGUUCUGAAACUGAGCGAUAACUUCAUCAGAUACUUGACUGGAGACCUCCUGCUCGGGUUGGAGAAGAUAGAGACUCUGAUCCUGUCCGAGAACAACAUCCUAGCCUGGAAAUUGCCCAUCUUUGCAACCUCGACGAAUCUAAACACCCUCCGGCUGGAUCGGAAUAAUUUAGUUGAGGUCACGGAGGGCAUGCUGAUCGACUUUUCCAAUUUGACGACACUGGAUAUCUCCAAAAAUCUGUUCGAGUGUGACUGCGGACUUUGUGACUUUUACAGGUGGGCCAUGGGAAAUCAUACGACGCUGGAUAACUGGGAAAAAGAAGGGGCCUACACAUGCCGGGCCAAAAACGGUACCGAGUAUUCUCUAUUGCACGACGGAGACAAACUGUUUCAGGACUGCCGAAUAGGAGGCAAUACUCAGCCAGACACCAAGUCCAAUGUGUUGGGCCUAGCCAUCGGGCUGUCCGUGUUCGUCAUCACUCUCUCGGUCCUGGGAUACUUUGCGUACCGGAGGUGGUGGUACGUCAAGUACUUGUACUUCCGCGCGAGGAGCAGACGGAAGAGCAAGAGUUCAGAGCAGAGCUACGAUUACGACGCCUACGUCUGCUUCUCCGACCAAGAUCAGACCUGGGUACUGGAGAAACUCGUCAAGAAUUUGGAAGAGGAAGGCAGUGACGUUCACCUCUGCAUUCACUUCCGAGACUUUCAGGUCGGCGCAUCGGUGACAACGAACAUCGUGGCGGCGAUCGCGCGGAGCCGGAAAAUGUUAUUCGUCAUAUCAAAGCACUUCCUGAAGAGUAGUUGGUGUUUGUACGAGUUAGACGCGGCACAGCACCAACUGCUAGAAGACAAACGGGAUGGAAUCGUGCUCGUCCUGUUAGAGGACAUGGACAAGUCCUCCACCCCAAAGGACCUCAGGUACCUUAUGAGAACGAGGACUCACAUCAAGUGGCCCUCGGAUCGACCCGAAGAAGAGAAACUCUUUUGGGCAAGGCUGAAGAAAGCCAUCCUCGUUGGCGAUAACCAGUGAAAAUCCUAUCAGGAAUGUUUCACCUUCUCACGAAUCUCCAUUGUACCAUAGACAUUCAUGCUAUUGAGAGGUAUUGAUAAAAUAAAAUAAAAACUAAUAAAAC
This is a messenger RNA of Darwinula stevensoni, 2844 nucleotides long. The record is from the annotation of a GenBank genome assembly. NCBI's taxonomy places the organism in Eukaryota, Metazoa, Arthropoda, Ostracoda, Podocopida, Darwinulidae.